Labrus mixtus (cuckoo wrasse) is the source of this 3010-nucleotide messenger RNA. Its product is annotated as claudin-20-like. Lineage: Eukaryota; Metazoa; Chordata; Actinopteri; Labriformes; Labridae. The coding region runs from base 1827 to 2666 and encodes 279 amino acids. Gene Ontology annotation, molecular function: structural molecule activity. Gene Ontology annotation, biological process: cell adhesion; bicellular tight junction assembly. The transcript is spliced from 2 exons. Gene Ontology annotation, cellular component: plasma membrane; bicellular tight junction. The record is from RefSeq and is a predicted model, not a curated record.
AUGAUUUAUGCUUUUGAAGCUUUAAAAUAAAUUAAUAAACGGCUGUAAAACGUGAGCUGCAGCUUUUCUUCUGUUGGUUAAAAAAACGUCUUUUAAUUAAAAUGUAAUUAAUAAAGAACCCGAUAAUAAUCAGUCAUUUCUGUAAAGACUCAAUAAUUACUCCACGAUCACGCUUCAGGUUUCAUUUCACUUAUUUUGAUUUUUUUUUAAUUAUCUGAAAACAAAUUAUUUCUUUAUCUAAAUAUCUGGUUUCCCAACCUGAGGCGUGCGACCCCUCAAAGGGACGCGGGAUUAAAAAAUUAAAGAUUAUUGAGGUGAUUUAGUUUUUGAUGAUUUGUCUUUAAAAACGUUGUGAAUGUUUUUAAAUCUCCUCGUGAAGUAAAGCUGACUGAAUCUGAUUCUUUUUAUGUCGUUUUAUUUUUAUAUUUUUAUACGUUUUUUACGUGGUACGAAAUCAGCUGUUUUUUAAAGCUGCAGUAACGCCGGAUCCUGCGUACGCGAUGACAUCACCCCGUGUGUCUCUGUGGGAAUCGUACUCGUCCUCACUUUGUUCUUAUUUGUUUUGAGUUCCUCUCCAAACACAACAACAUUCAUUAAACAUGUUGAUGUUUGACUUGAAGCUCAGCUGGGGACUUUAAACGUGGCGUUUUCCCACGGCGAGCCCUCUCGCUCGCACACGGGGGAGAACGUGUGUUUAUGGUGGUUUUGGUUGAGAGCUGCUCGUGUCUGUGCAGGUCUGAGGCUGAUAAGAGCCAGACUGGAGGAUUAUGGUAAUGACGGGCUGCCACCGACUCACUCACUGACUGCAGGGUCCCAUCACAGGCGAGCGAGGGAGCGGGCGGGUGGCUGGGUGGGCGAGCGAGCUGCGGACACUUAUCUCCGUGUUGCAGUGGGCGGUUCUUCACGACACCUUGACUCUCACUGCAGCUGGACAAAGAAACAGCUCAGCGGGUUUAUCACCAAAAAACAGCUCCAAAGUGGGCGACUCGAUGGUGCGUGAUGAUUGUUUUACAACCACCAAUCAUCCCGACGGCGCUCGGAUGGCGAAGGAUUCUGACCAGCAGAUAUGAUCAGCAAUAAGCCGUAACGACUCCCGGCAUGGUGAAACUCUUUUUUUGUUAUCUCUCAGAAACAAAAACCAAACCAAAAAGAAAUCAAUCAGAGCGAUCAUUUCCUCUCGUUCGGCAGUCAAAGAGAAAACACUUUCUGCGGCAUUUUGGCGGCGUCCUACCCCCGCCAUCAACUCAUCAGAUAAGAACGCUGCUCUGCGGCUCCUUCAGCAGAACCCGUGACCUUCAGGAAACAGAAAAAAAAAAAAAAACUGCUUCCUGAAAGUGGUCAGAUUUUUUGUUUCUUCCAUUCAGAGUGCGGGGAACAAAAUAAAAAAAAGGACGCCUGGUGCAUCUUUGGAUGGAUGAAACUGUAUGUACGGUUGCCAAGGAGACCGCUGGUGGAGGGGGUAGUUAGAGGCUGUUAACCCACACACCCUGUGUUUUCAUUCACUCUGCUUCGUCCUCAGGAAUCACUUCACAGCUGCCGAACACUCGACACAGUCUGAAGAUAGGAAUCCCCCGGGGGACGCUGCAGCUUUAAAUGGACAUAAUUGAGAGUCAAUGAUCACCACAUCAGCUGCAGAGUAACUAAUCACAAAUGCUCGCCCCCCGACUCGAGGAGAACGAGUCCCAUCAGCAGGCUCAGCUGUGCGUCCGUCACGCUCCCACGCUCACUUCUCAUUUCUCCGCUGGUCGCCUGCGCUGAGGAAUUAUCUGCUGUCAAGACCUGCCCGGGCCGCCGCCACCGUGGGGGGGCAGGGGAGGUUCUGAGCCAUGCUGUCAGCCGCCAUCCAGAUCCUGGCGUUCGCCCUGGCGCUCCUCGGCCUCCUCGGCACCACGGUCGCCACUCUGCUGCCCAACUGGAAGGUGAGCAUGAACGUCUGGUCCAGCGUCAUGACCCCGAUCUCGCAGAUGCAGGGUCUGUGGAUGGACUGCGUGUGGUACAGCUCGGGGGUCUUCAGCUGCACCAUGAAGAACUCGGUGCUGUCGCUGCCGCCGUACCUGCAGACCACUCGGGCCGCCAUGGUUCUGUCCUGCAUGGUGGCAGCGUUCGGACUCUGUCUCGCCUCUCUCGGGCUUAAAUGCACCCGCUGGGGGGGCAGCCGCCGAGCGAAGGGGCACACGGCCAUCGCCGCGGGGGGGUGCUUCAUCCUCGCCAGCCUCCUGUGCCUCGUCCCCGCGUCCUGGUUCACCAACGAGGUCAUCACCGUGUUCCUGACCACCGACCUGCCGGACAGCAGUAAGUAUCAGCCUGGAGGAGCGCUCUGCGUCACCUUCAUCUCCGCUGGAUUCCUCCUGGCCGGGGGGGUCAUUUUCUGCUUGUCAUGUCCUGGAAAAGGAACGAGGCGACCAGACUACCCGUACCCCCCCGACCCCGACAGGUUCGUGGUGCCCGGAGACGAGUGUCGGAGGUGGGAGCUGCGGACUGAGCACGUGCAGCCGAAAAAGAGAAAAAACAAAACGGUUAAGAUUCAGACGGACGACGAAGUGACGGAGGAGAAACCCCCUCAGGAGAAACCCGAACACACCCGGGAGCAGAGGGUCCGCUCGUCCCCCGCCAAACUCCCCCCGAAAGACAUCAUGGACAGCUACAGCCUCCAGGAGUACGUGUAACCCUCACAGCUGAGAGGAAAUGUGGAGUUCUCAGCUGAGGCUUUCUGGCUCAUAGGAAAGGGGGAGGUGUGUUUGAGGGGGGGUUGGGGGGGGGGUUGGGGGGGUAAUUACCAAAUGUUGGAUUGAGCCAGAAAAAAAAAAGACAAACAGCAGAGUUCUGCGCAGGAACCGAACGCUGUAAAUCCUUUAAAAACUGACGCAGCUCUCAUACACCAAAGACCUGAACCGGCUGAUUGUAGAAAAAAAAAAAAAAAAUCUGCCUGAAAUUGAAAGCCAUCAUUUUGCCGCUGCAGAUGUCGUCUGCCGUCUGAGAUUAAAUAUUGCUGAAGCAAAGCUUUCUGCAG